Molecule: messenger RNA, 1269 nt
Organism: Phytophthora infestans T30-4
Lineage: Eukaryota; Oomycota; Peronosporomycetes; Peronosporales; Peronosporaceae
Exons: 7
Coding region: 1-1269 (422 amino acids)
Source: RefSeq, a predicted model, not a curated record
AUGCCCAGCGCUAAGAAUUCCGGUGAAGAAGCGUUGGACCUCGGAGAUGAUUUUGUGGAGAGCAUCGGAAGCGACGAAGCUGCCAUUGCCAGCGCCAUUAUCAUUCCCGACGGAGGUGACACUGGAGACGAUGAAGAACAAGACUCUGACUCCUCCCUCGACACUGAGGAGGACGCUCUGUCUAUGAAUACCAGUACUUUUGCUGAAGUAUCGGUAUACGUACUCCAGAAGGGCCAACACACUGGUGCCGCUGUCAACUUACGGACUAGAGGUAAAUCACCUGUGAUCAAACCGGAAAUCGACGCACUACUGAAACUUGGGAUGUCUGCUGGUCGUGUUCGCAACAUGAUGAUGUUUAAGUACCUUCGUGACCCAAGUAUGCUGUAUGCUGGCAUUGAUACCCGAGACCAAAAAAUGAAGAACCGUAAAGCUCAUCUCAAAAAGAAAGCUGGAGAGGGCUGGGAAAUUACCAGGUUUGGUAGUGACAUCAAGGGCACUUCUCCAAAAUGUUCGUCGGGCCGUUCGAGACCAAGAGUCCUUCUGUAUGAUUCUACUAAUCUUGCAUUCGAUCAACACCGUCACUUUGCAGAAGGGUCACUUAACGGCGCAGCCGUCAUACAAGCGAAAGACAAGUUGCUCCACCCCAGUAAUCAUCGCAUUGCCAAGGCGAAAACAAUUGGUCGCUCAAGAAUCCUUUUCAACAGCGAGAGGACAAUGGUGAUGCAGGUUGCUGCAAGCAACUUAGCCGCUGCUAAGGUGACGACCGAGCGUACAAAACUUUUCAAGCAGUCUUUGACGGGGAAUCUAGGCGAAGAGGAAUCAAUUGAAACGGCGGAGGUGCAAUUUCUCUCCUUGCAGCAAGUCAUUGUGGAUGAUCGUCUAAUUGAGGACAUGACCCCCCUGACACUACGUGCUAAGUGGCACUACGACGAUAUUCAAGCUGUUCGUAGUGCUCUCCGCAGCACCUGUAAAAACUACAUGCACACGGGGUGGAUAUGUGCAUACGUGGUUGCGUCUCUGGACUUGCUAGGGAAGAUCAAGAUUGGGCUAGCCAUGGCGGCAAUUCCGAUGCGUGGGCUUCCUGGACGCCCGCGCGCGAUUGUCGGAGCGCUACAGCGCGAAUCGGAUAUGUAUGACGUCGAUCGACUGAUUGAGCUGUUUAAAAAGAAUCCUGGUAGGCCCCUUAAAUGGCCUGUAGUCCAAGAGUUCGGCGUUAAAGACAAAGGAAAGACCUACAAAGAGCAUCGUAGCAGGGUGCCGUCUAUCUGA